Molecule: messenger RNA, 1782 nt
Organism: Verticillium dahliae VdLs.17
Lineage: Eukaryota; Fungi; Ascomycota; Sordariomycetes; Glomerellales; Plectosphaerellaceae
Product: general alpha-glucoside permease
Exons: 2
Coding region: 1-1782 (593 amino acids)
Cellular component (GO): membrane
Molecular function (GO): sucrose:proton symporter activity
Source: RefSeq, a predicted model, not a curated record
AUGUCCAUUCUCCAGAACGAACCUCCCUCGAGAGCGCGUCCGACACCUGCCGUCAACCAGAGCGAACCUCCUUCGCAAGCCAACAGCAACUUGACGCCGACUCUUACGGGCAGCACGCCGCGAAACGGCUCCUUCGACCAAACUUGCGAUCACAUGGCAAACGAACGCUCACCGCUGCUUCGCCCUGGCCCGGACGACGAUGACCUGGGCGACGGGAAUACCGUCCUCGGCGACAGCGACGACUCGCAGCAGACCAAGAGUGUUUGGUAUCUUAUACUUCUGACGAUCAGCAUCGGAGGCCUACAGAUUGCCUGGUCCGUCGAACUGUCCAAUGGCUCGCCCUACUUGCUGUCGCUCGGUCUGAGCAAGUCCUUGAUGGCCUUGGUCUGGAUUGCUGGACCUCUCACCGGCACCCUGGUGCAGCCCUAUGUUGGCAUGCUCAGCGACAACUGCCGCGUUCCCUGGGGCAAGCGCAAAGCCCUUCAUGGAUUUGGCAACAUUAUUGGAUACUGCGCUGGAUAUGUCAACCUGCCUCCACGCCUCUGGUUCCUCGGCGACUCGCAGUUCAAGAUUCUCUGUGCCAUCGCAAGCAUUGCGCUGGCAGCCACCGUCGCCCUGAGCACCGUUUUGAUCAAGGAACGGGAUCCCCGACUGGAUGGACCCCCCGCCAAGACCGAUUCAGGACUCUUGUCCUUCUUCGCCAAGAUCUUCACCUCCAUCAAACGACUGCCACCGCAGGUCAAGAAGGUUUGCCAGGUUCAGUUUUGUGCCUGGAUCGGCUUCUUUCCCUUGCUCUUCUAUACGUCUUCGUACAUUGGCGAGAUCUAUGUGGAGCCCUACUUGCAGGCUAACCCGCACAUGUCGCCUGAAGAACUUGACGAGCUGUAUGAACAAGCAACGCAAGUCGGCACUUUUGCGCUUUUGAUCAAUUCAGUCGUCAGUCUUCUGACAAACGUUUUUCUCCCCUUCCUCAUUGCCCCGACAUACGACAGCCACCCGGUGGUUGGUGACGUACCUGGGGAAUCGGACAUGGGACCGAAGUACUACGACGACGAUAGCCCGCCGUGGCUCGACCGCCUUCAAAUCCCCGGGUUCACUCUGAAGAGGGCAUGGUUUGGGUCGUUGGUCCUGUUUGCUGGGGCCAUGUUCUGCACCGUCAUCGUCAGGACGGUCGAGGCUGCCACAGCUCUGAUCGGCUUGGUGGGUAUCACCUGGGCCAUGACGCUCUGGGCUCCCUGGGCCAUCAUCAGCGCGGAGAUCAGUCGACGAGAUGCGAUGGUCCGCGCCACGAAGCAGCGUCGCCCGAGCAAUGAACGUUCAGCUCACGGCAGCAGCAGCGAGAGUGUCUCAACCGACGUGCAUGCGAGGGGAGAUCGACACCCGAUCCAAAGCAUCCAAAGCGACGAUGAAGAGAUGGACCAGGCGGGCGUCAUCCUUGGUAUUCACAACAUGGCCAUCGCGGCACCGCAGAUCAUUGCUACCAUUGGUUCGAGCAUCAUCUUCCGGAUCUGGCAGAAGCCAAGGGGAACACCGGGCGAUCACUCCAUCUCCGUCGUCCUGGCACUAGGUGGCAUUGCGGUUCUCGUCUCGUCCUUCUUCGUGGCGAGCAUCCACGAGAACACAUCCAUGCCGCUGGACGCCACGGUAGCAGCUGAGGAGGGAGAUGGAGAAGGGAGCCGGCCCAUGACAGCUCGAAGCCGCAGUUACGGACAUUUGCCCCGUGCCACCCUGCAGAGGGCGACUCUGACCAGGAAUAAGAGUUUUGGUGGAUUGGAGUACUAA